Chanos chanos (milkfish) is the source of this 3447-nucleotide messenger RNA. RefSeq names its product adenylate cyclase 3a (gene adcy3a). The transcript is spliced from 20 exons. Bases 1 to 3447 code for a protein of 1148 amino acids. Gene Ontology annotation, biological process: intracellular signal transduction; cAMP biosynthetic process; adenylate cyclase-activating G protein-coupled receptor signaling pathway. Gene Ontology annotation, molecular function: adenylate cyclase activity. Gene Ontology annotation, cellular component: plasma membrane. The record is from RefSeq and is a predicted model, not a curated record. NCBI's taxonomy places the organism in Eukaryota, Metazoa, Chordata, Actinopteri, Gonorynchiformes, Chanidae.
AUGCCUCGUAACAGGGCCUUCUCUGAGCCAGAGUACUCUGCCGAAUAUUCAGCAGACUGCUCAGUUACUCUCCCCUCCGAUCCGGGCCAAGCGGUUGGACGCACCCACGAGGUAACGGUACGUAGUUCCGGCUGCUGUUUAUGUCUGCCCCGCUUUAUGCGACUGACUUUUGCACCGGACUCCCUGGAGAACCUCUACCAGACCUAUUUCAGACGUCAGCGGCACGAGACUCUACUGGUGCUCGUGGUGUUCGCAGCGUUGUUUGACUGCUACGUGAUCGUAAUGUGCGCAGUGGUGUAUACGAGCGACAAGCUGGCGUCCGUGGCCGUGGCUUGCGUGGGGCUGGCGGCGGACGUCCUGCUCUACCUGUUGUGUCGCUAUGGCCUGUUGCCCGACCGCAUUUCUCGGCGGGUAGUGCCCUACGCCCUAUGGGUUCUAAUAGCCGCCCAGAUAUUCUGUUACCUGGGCUUGAACUUUGCACGUUUCCACCAGGCCAGUGACACGGUGGGCUGGCAGGCUUUCUUUAGUUUCUCCUUCUUCCUGACGUUGCCACUUCGGCUCACGCCCAUCGUUCUCAUCACCACCGUGUCUUGCGGAGUCCACACCUUGGUGUUGGGGGUGACGAUCGCACAGCAACAACAGGAGGACAUCCAGGGGGCUGCCCUCGGAAGACAGUUGCUGGCGAAUAUUGUGAUUUAUCUCUGUGCCAUCACGGUCGGCGUCAUGUCCUAUUACAUGGCUGACCGGAAACAUCGAAAGGCCUUUCUGGAAGCCAGGCAGUCCCUGGAGGUGAAGCUGAACCUAGAGGAGCAAAGCCAGCAGCAGGAGCGUCUUCUCCUGUCCAUCCUGCCCAAACACAUAGCAGACGAGAUGCUGCAGGACAUGAAGAAAGAGCCCAGUCAAAAAGAAAUGCAGCAGUUUAACACCAUGUACAUGUAUCGCCACGAGAACGUCAGUAUUCUCUUUGCAGAUAUCGUGGGUUUCACUCAGCUCUCCUCAUCCUGCAGUGCACAGGAACUAGUCAAACUGCUCAAUGAACUCUUCGCCCGCUUUGACAAGCUGGCCGCGAAAUACCAUCAGCUGAGGAUUAAAAUCCUUGGAGACUGCUACUACUGUAUAUGUGGCCUUCCAGAUUACCGUGACGACCAUGCAGCCUGUUCUAUUAUGAUGGGUUUAGCCAUGGUGGAGGCUAUCUCGUACGUGCGAGAGAAGACACAGACGGAUGUUGACAUGCGGGUAGGGGUGCAUUCUGGGACUGUUUUGGGCGGCGUGUUGGGACAGAAACGCUGGCAGUACGACGUCUGGUCCACAGAUGUCACCGUGGCUAACAAGAUGGAAGCGGGAGGAAUACCAGGGCGUGUGCACAUUUCUCAGAGUACCAUGGAGUGCCUUCACGGGGAGUUUGACGUGGAGCCUGGUAACGGCGGCGACCGGUGUGAAUACCUGAAGGAGAGGGGUAUUGAGACCUACCUGGUGGUGGUACCCAAAGGGCCAGUGGGUAGAAAUGGCAUCAAUGGGGUAAAGCUGUCGGUGACAUCAUCCAACGGUAAUUCUCCGCUCUUGAUCAACACGACGGAAUGUAAUGGGAGCGUCCACACGGCCUGCACAACACCGGAAGAACCGGAGGAACUGGAUACAAGGGUGGUGAAUCCUUCCUUCCCAAACCCACGGCGACGCUUACGGCUGAGGGACCUGGCGGAGAGAGUGAUCGACGCUCAGGAGAACGAGCAUGAGCUCAACAAGCUUCUAAACGAAGCGCUGCUGGAGAGAGAGACCGUACAGGCGCUGAAGGGGAAACACACUAACCGUCUGUCCUUGCGUUUUGUGGACCCUGAACUGGAGACGCGAUUCUCUGUGGAGAAAGAGAAGCAGAGCGGCGCUGCUUUCAGCUGCUCCUGUGUCGUUCUGCUCUUCACUGCAGCUAUGGAGGCUCUUAUAGAUCCAUUGUUGAUAGCAAACUAUGUGACUUUGGCUGUUGGUGAGAUCCUGCUGUUAAUUCUCACCAUCUGCUCCCUGGCAGCCAUCUUCCCCAGGGUAUUUCCCAAGAAGUUGGUAUCUUUCUCCACGUGGAUCGACCACACGCGCUGGGCACGCAACACAUGGGCCAUGGCCGCCAUAUUUAUUCUCACAAUGGCCGACAUCGUGGACAUGCUGAGCUGCCGAGCGCCGGCGAUCCAUCGAAUGAACAGCAGCGUGUCUGACAUGUCUCCGACCAUGACCGGAAUGGGGGGUUGCCUAGAGAACCCCAAGUACUACAGCUACAUCGCUGUUUUAGCACUCAUUGCUACUACCAUGCUAGUGCAGGUUAGCCACAUGGUCAAGCUAACGCUAAUGCUGCUGAUCACCGUGGCAACAGGCAUUGUCAACAUCUACAGUUGGAGAGAUAUCUUUGACCAGUAUGAUCUAACUCGCUUCGAGGAGUACAGAGUAGUCGUGAUUUUGCCAUGUCAUGCUAACGGGCUAAUGCUAAAAGAGAUUUGUUUUUUCUUUUUUGGUUUUGUCUGCAGAGUUAAUCUGAUCCCCUCCAAAUACACCACUACUGUGAUGAUCUUCAUCAUGAUGGUCAGCUUCUACUAUUUUGCACGACAUGUAGAGAAGCUGGCCCGGACUUUGUUCCUCUGGAAGAUUGAGGUCCAUGAACAGAAGGAGAAGGUGUACGAGAUGAGACGCUGGAACGAGGCUCUGGUCACCAACAUGCUCCCCGAACACGUGGCCCGACACUUCCUAGGCUCCAAAAAGAGAGAUGAGGAACUCUACAGCCAGUCAUAUGAUGAAAUUGGGGUCAUGUUUGCCUCCAUCCCCAACUUCUCUGAUUUUUACACAGAGGAGAGCAUCAACAAUGGUGGUAUUGAGUGCCUAAGAUUCCUCAACGAAAUCAUCUCCGACUUUGACAGUCUUCUGGAUGAGUCCCAGUUUCGUUGUAUCACCAAAAUCAAAACCAUUGGCAGCACCUACAUGGCGGCUUCUGGCGUUACUCCAGACAUAAACACCAACGGCUAUGCCUGCAUGAAGAAAGAAGAACUGUCAGACAGGGAACGCUGGCAGCAUUUAGCCGACUUGGCAGACUUUGCUCUGGCCAUGAAGGUUACCCUCAUGAACAUUAAUUACCAGUCCUUCAACAACUUCAUGCUCCGCAUCGGACUCAAUAAGGGAGCGGUCCUAGCUGGAGUAAUUGGUGCACGGAAGCCUCACUAUGACAUCUGGGGGAACACUGUGAAUGUGGCCAGUCGUAUGGAAUCUACAGGAGUUAUGGGUAAUAUUCAGGUGGUGGAAGACUGCUACAUCAUUUUGAAAGAGUACGGGUUUCGUUUCGUGAGAAGAGGCCCCAUUUUUGUGAAGGGAAAAGGGGAGCUACUCACUUAUUUUCUGAAAGGACGUGAGAAGCAGGGUUCUUUCAUCAAUGGCUCCUCUGUUACAUUACCCCACCAGGUGGUGGACAGUUCUUGA